AUGGCCCGGCGGCGGCGCCGCGCUUGCAUCGCGCUCUUCCUCGUUCUGCUGUUCGCUUUUGGCACCCUCAUGGGGCUGCGCACAUUGAAGGCGCCUGAUGGGCUCCCAGAGCUCGCCCCGGGACUGGAGCUGGGGCCAUUUGAGCGCCGUGCCCCCGUGCCCGCUGGGCCCCCAGCAGCAGAGGCGGAGGCCGCCCGGGCUCCGCAGCCGCCACCCCCAGCGCCGCCUCGCACAGCUGCGGGCCCCAGCCCGGCCCCGGCCCCUGUUCCUGCCCCGGGAUCUGGUCCGCCUGUCUACUCAGACCUGCACGUCUUCUACUAUUCGUGGUAUGGCAGUCCACGGGGUCGGGAGGGCCGCUAUGUGCACUGGGACCACGUUAUGGUGCCGCAUUGGGACCCCAAAGUGUCCGCCAGCUACCCCAAGGGCCGCCAUAGCCCCCCGGAUGACCUGGGCUCCAGCUUCUACCCUGAGCUGGGACCCUACAGCUCCAGGGAUCCCGAAGUCUUGCGGGAGCAUAUGAACCAGCUCAAAGCUGCUGCCAUCGGGGUCCUGGUCCUGUCCUGGUACCCACCAGGCAUGGCUGAUGACAAUGGGGAACCCUCAGAUGAUCUAGUACCUGCUAUUCUUGAUACUGCACAUCAGUACAGCAUCAAGGUGGCCUUUCACAUACAGCCCUACAAGGGUCGGGAUGACCAGACGCUACAUGACAACGUCAAGUACAUCAUUGAUACGUAUGGAUCCCAUGGAGCAUUUUAUCGCUAUAAAAACAGCAUGGGCAGGAGCCUGCCGCUGUUCUACAUCUAUGACUCAUACCUUACCCCACCUGAUGCUUGGGCCCACCUCCUCACCCCCUCUGGAUCCCACUCAAUCAGAAACACUCCCUACGAUGGGGUGUUCAUCGCCCUGCUGGUGGAGGAGGCGCACAAGCGUGACAUCUUGUCUGCUGGCUUUGAUGGCAUGUACACAUAUUUUGCCUCCAAUGGAUUCUCCUUUGGCUCUUCCCACCAGAACUGGAAAGCAGUCAAGAAUUUCUGUGAUGCCAACAAUCUAAUGUUCAUCCCAAGUGUGGGGCCAGGCUAUAUUGACACUAGCAUUAGGCCCUGGAACAACCACAAUACCCGGAACCGGGUCAAUGGCAAGUACUAUGAGACAGCCCUGCAGGCGGCCCUCACCGUAAGGCCAGAAAUCGUCUCCAUCACUUCCUUUAAUGAGUGGCACGAAGGGACCCAGAUCGAGAAGGCCAUCCCCAAGAAGACCCUCACCCGCCUCUACCUGGACUACCUGCCCCACCAGCCUAACUUGUACCUGCAGCUGACUCGGCGCUGGGCUGAGCAUUUCAUUAAAGAGAAGGAACAAUGGUUGAUGUGACUGGAUCCACAGACUCAAGUACAGGCAGUUGAGGAACGACCCGAGUUCCAGAUACAGGGAAAGAAGUCGCACUGUGGCACAACUGGAUGAGAUCACAGAAACCUGCAUCUCUAAGCCAGGAGCGCUGGUGCUCCUGGGUGUUGCCUUGUGUGACUAGGCCAGAUGUGGAGAAUGAAUCAAGCUCCUUAGGUUGGGAUAGCGUGGUGGGUUGUCUGCAGCAAAGUCCAAUGCACUCAGUAGCAGUUAAGAGCAGGGGAAGGACAUAGUCUUACAGGUAUCUGGGCCAGUGACCCAGCAUCAGGACAUUCAGUAAAGCUCCAAAAUCUUUUCUAGACUUGAACUUUGCUACAGUAGGUCAGCGUAAAGUGUGGGAGUAUUUGUGGUAUUUCAUAAACAGCUGCUCUGCUCCCAAAACAGUGAGGGCAGGGUUGGGGCUCAGCAUGCAUCCAAUCCCUUUCCCAAGCCCCACCUGAUGCCUUGCUCCACUCUCCCCGAGGAUAGAAGUGGAAAUCAUGGUUUGCCUCCUCAAGAAGCUUUCCCUUGAGUAUUUUAAAAAGGAAAACCCCAUGGAGUAUGACUGAUGGCCAGAAAUCAGUGUGAGAAGAAAUCUGAGCAAUCAAUGGGCCAAGAAGCAAAGCCUUCCUUACAGGUAGGCCAAAGCUGGGGGCUUUCCUUUCCUAAAGGUGGACUAUACCGAGUCCUGUGUUUUCUUCCUGUGCCCUGAAUCAUGAGUCUAAAUGGCUCAAAACUCCUCCUCUUCAGCAACAAAACAAAACUCCUUAUUCAGGGGAUUCAUCUGGCUUGCAGAGUCCUACAAGCUGAUGGGACAGUAGUGAAGAUAGAUGGUAUGAAUGGUUCUUUUGGAUGCCUCCACCUCACACAUCCCUGUUCACAAAAAUUUAAGUAACAAAUCCCACCCAGUAGAGUCACUUUUCAGUGCUACUGCGAUUUGUAUUAAUUAAAUAAACGUCAAGUGCUCUCUUU
Vombatus ursinus (common wombat) is the source of this 2352-nucleotide messenger RNA. RefSeq names its product mannosidase endo-alpha like (gene MANEAL). The record is from RefSeq and is a predicted model, not a curated record. The transcript is spliced from 4 exons. Gene Ontology annotation, molecular function: alpha-mannosidase activity. Bases 1 to 1368 code for a protein of 455 amino acids. Lineage: Eukaryota; Metazoa; Chordata; Mammalia; Diprotodontia; Vombatidae. Gene Ontology annotation, cellular component: Golgi apparatus.